GGGCUGACGUGUGCAUCAAGUUCAUCGAGCCUUAACCGAGGUGCCACCAUGGCCUCCCAGACGCACCCCCUGCAUUCCUCACCUCCCUGCCCUACCUCCAAUGGCGGCAUGGGGGCCAGAGGUGGACAGCCGGCUGGCAGCCCCAAGACAGGUGACACUCGCCUGAAGCCGCCGGUCGGGCCCAAACCCCGCACGCUGCCCAAGCCGGCUGUACCAGCCAAGCCCUGCACCCCACCGCCAUCCCCUGGGUCGCGGCCCCCCCGCCUUGAGUUCCCCUCUGCCGAGAAGAUCAACCUGCUGGCGGGUCCCAAGCCAUAUGGGGGCAGCAGCACCGCCCUUAAACGCCUGUCCUUCAGCCUCAAGAGCCCCCCGGCGGAGACCUCCACUGUGAAGGGGGCACCGCCACCCGCAGCCAGAGCCCUGCCCUGUACUACAGAAGAGAGAUCGCUGGCUCCUGUGACGCCUCCUGCUGGGGGGCCCCUAGGAGUUCUCAAGGGCGCUGCCCUGUUCAAAGUGAAGCCAGUGCCGGUGGUGGCCAAGCCGGAGCGCUUCCCUGGAACCACGGUGGAAGAGAUCUUGGCUAAGAUGGAGCACCCCCGCAAAGAGGGGCUGGGCAGUCCCGACCUGGCCUGGGGCUGGCGCUCAACCUUCAGCCCUGACAGCAGCUCCCGCUUUGGGCCCAAAAGCUAUGCUGCCUUCUGGAGACACCCUAGUGCCGAGGGAGGGGAAGGUGAUGCUGUCACCCCUGGCUUUGAGGCCUCCUGGGAAUCUGGGUCCCCGGAAGCUCAAGAGAGCAGAGCAUCCUGUGGGGACAAGCCGGUCGCUGGCAGGACGAAGAGAGAAGGAAGCCCAAGUCCCAUUGGAGAACGCCCGCCAGAGCCCCCAGACGGAGAAGCAGAGAGAGACCCUGGCACAGCCUCCAGGAACAGUGGCUCCUCCCCGGCCAGCACCAACUGCGACGGGGACCAGUCUGGACACAGGAAGUCGCCAUCCCCCCCUGGUUUCUCCUUGGCCUGGACCUGCCCCAUCCCUGUGGCUCCUGCUGAGCUCUCCCUCGGGGCAGCCCCUGGCACCUCUGCUGGCCUUGCCCAGGCCCCAGGAUCCCCCAUCCUUCCUGCUGAGCAUCCUGUCUCAGCCCCGGGGUCCCCCGCUGUGCCCGUUGAGCUCCCUGCACUUGGUUCCACCCCUAUCCACACUGAGCUCCCCUCCAAGGUCGGGCCCUGCUUCCCAGGCACCCCAGAGUCUCUGGCUAAGAUCCCCAUAGGACUACUCCCGGCCCCUGGUGCCCCAGAAGCUCCAGCUGAGCCCUGCUGCAGAAUCUCCCUCUCCCUGGGGUCUCUGGAGGUUCCUGGUGAGGGGUCCCCACCUCUGUCCAGCCUCCCUGAAGGCCUGGCACCAGGCACUCCGGAUGCCUCCACAGAGCUCCCUCAUAGCCUCACUGCAGUGCGGGCCCUGUCACCAGGCCCCCCUGAUGCCCCUGCCAGGCUCUCCCCUAGCCCCCUUGCAGAGCAGCCCCUGGCACCAGGCCCCACUGAUGCCCCUGCCAGGCUCCCCCACAGCCCCCCUGCAGGGCAGGCCAUGGCACCAGGCUCCCCUGAUACCCCUGCCAGGUUCCCCCACAGCCCAACUGAAGAGUGGGCCCUAGCACCAGGCGCCCAUGAUGCCCCCACAGAGCUCACCCACAGCCCCCCUGCAGGGCAGGCCCUUGCACCAGGCCCCCCCGAUGUCCUUGCUGAGCUGCCCCCCAGAAUCACUCACUCCCCAGGGGCCCCCAAAGUGCCUGUUCCAUCCCCAGAGACCCCCAAUCUAUGUCCUAAGCUCUCCACCAGAGUGUCUCAGUCUCCGGGGUCCCUUGAUGGAGCUGCUGAGUCCCUGGUGUCCCCAUGCAGCCCCCCAUCUCCUGAGCGGGGCUCCCCUUCACCCCUCAGCGAUGCGGAGCCAUGUGUGGGGCCUGCGCCAGCAGAUGAGAGCCUCCGGUGCCCACAGCUGGGGCUACGGCGCUCCUCAGACGGGGUGGUGCAGCUGCCAGACAAGGGGCUAGGAAUGGGAGUGCUGGGAGGCUCCCUGGCUGCCCUGCCUCGGGGAGGGCCCCCCCACUCCGGGCCACCCCUGGAGGGCGAGUCCAACUGGGCCCUGUCGCAGUCGUUCGAGUGGGCGUUCCCAUCCCGAACUGCAGAGUGGGAGCCCCCCAGGUCCCCCAUCAGAGAGGCGGAUGACUCUGGCCUCUCUGAGCAGGGAGACUCGGAUGGGGAGGGCCUGGCCUCCACCCCCAAAGGGUCUGAGGAAAGGAGCAGCUCAGAGAGGUUGGAUUGGCAGGAUGCCAAGGCUGCAGAGAGUUCUGCCCACCUAGAUGGUGCCACGGGGGCUCCAUGUGAUCAGGGAGCAACAGAGGUUGGAGGUCUGGAGGCCACAUGUCUUGGAGGCCCUGUAGCAGAAACGGAGCCGGCUGUGGCUGAGCUGAAGGGCCCUGCAGUGGUGGAUGAGGCGGGCACUAUCUGGGAGGAACAGGGCAGGCCACUGCUGGGUGCCCCCCUGCGGCUGACCGAGCCGAAGCCGGGCCAGGAAAGAGCCGCCCCCAUCUUGUUGUCUGAUGCUCCCCGGCCAGCUGGUGCCGACCAAUGCCAGGAGGACAACUUGGUGCUGGGCCUGGCGCCGGUGAGGAGCUGCCAGGAGGGCCCGAGGCCGGGCGAGGAGGGUUCUGAGCCGCAUCCCAAUGCGCGCUGGCUGGAUGAGCUGCUGGCAUCGCCCCCGCCCAGUGCUGAUGAGACCAAGAGAAAGGGCACGCCUGAGCCCAGGGACCCUGCAGGGCCAGAGGAUCUCCUUGGCUGGUCGCGAAAGGAUCUGUGCAGUGAGUUUGGCAUCAGAGGGGCCCACCGGGCCGGUGAGUUUGGCUGGGCCUCUGAGCCCAGCACGGGGAAGACCAACUGGCCCGGCAGUUACAGAGCCAGUGAGACGGAGCAGGAUCGGGAGUUUGGCACCGGCACACAGGACUGGAGCAGCACAUACAAAGAGACGGAGCUGCUGGGUGAUUCCAGUGUGGGCCACGGAAACUGGCCCGACGCCUACGGCAUUGGGGACAGCUGCCGGAAGGAAGGGGAGUUCAGCCCCGGCAAGCCAGACUGGAGCAGCCAAUACAACACUGGUGGUGCUGACAGCCAGGGUGGGGAGUUCAGUACCAGGAAACUGGACUGGACCAGCACCUACGGCAUUGGGGAUGGCGCCCAGCAGGACAACAGGUUCAGUACCAGCAAGCCGGACUGGACUCCUGAGUACAGUGUCGGAGAUACAGCCCGGCAGGAUAGAGACUUCGAUACCCUGAAGCCAGACUUGGCUUGUGAGCCUGGUGUCAGUGAUGCAGCCCUGCAGGAUAGAGAGUUCGGUACCGGCAAGCCAGACUGGACCCAUGAGCACAGUGUCAGUGAUACUGACCAACAAGAUAGAGAGUUCGGUACCGGCAAGCCAGACUGGACCCAUGAGCACAGUGUUGGUGAUACUGACCAACAAGAUAGAGAGUUCGGUACCGGCAAGCCAGACUGGACCCGCCAGCCUGGUGUCGGUGAUACAGCCUGGCAGGAUAGAGAGUUCAGCACCAGCGAGCCAGACUGGACCUAUCAUCGUGGUGGUGAUACAGACCAGGCAGAUAGAGAGUUCGGUACCAGCAGGCCAGACUGGAUCAACAUGUAUGGUGCUGAUACUGACCAACAGGAUAGAGAGUUGGGUACCAGGAAGCCAGGCUGGACCCUCAAGCAUGGUGUCGGAGAUACAGACCAAAAGGAUAGAGAGUUGGGUACCAGCAAGCUAGACUGGACCCGUGAGUACGGUAUCAGUGAUACGGACCAUCAGGGUAAGGAGUUUUGUGCUGGGAAGCCAGCCUGGACCCAGGACUGCAGUGUCAAGACCAAUGGACAGAGUAGAGAGUGGACCUGCGAAUAUGGUGUUGGCAAUACCACCCAGCAGGACAAGCCAGAUUGGACCUGCGAGUUCAGGGUUGGUGACGGUGCCCAGCAGGACAGAGCUUUCAGCCCUGACAAGCCAGCUUGGCUUGGUGAAUAUGGCAUUCACCAUACAGACCGGGAGAGUGCCUUUGGCUCUGGUGUUGGAGACUUUGACAGCACAGCCCAAGAGCCUGGUGCCAGGAAGCCUGGGUGGAGCGGCACCGACUGGCAGGAGAGCAAGUUCCCCUUCGCUAGGAGGGAUUGUGCCAGUGAUUUCAGGAUCAGAGGAGCUGAGCACGAAAGCCAAUUUGGCAUCAUUGGGACUGAGCGGGCGGGUGGCUUUGGCUUGAGUGCUUUGGAUCCAUCUGGUGCCGUUGGGACCCUGGGCCCAGCAGAGCUUGGAGAGAGACAGACUGACUGGGCUGGCUAUACCAGGACUGUGAACCUGGAUGAGCCGAGAGAGGCUGGUGUGGGGCAGUCUGACUGGACCCGAGAGCUAGGCCUCAGUGGCACAGACCCCUCUGUCAGCCUGGAAGCAAUCAGUCCUGAGGAGCCCAGUGGAGGAUGGAUGGACUGGACAAACGAACUGAGAGUGAGCAGCAUGGAUCUCUCCAGCAGUCGGGCGCUGAGGGACUCCGAUACAUCCAGAGAACCUGGCGUGGGGCAGCUGGAUGGAGCGAGUGACUUUGGCCCGGGAGGCCUGGCCACAGCCAGUGGCUUCGAGAGCGUGGGCCAGGCAGAGACCAGAGUAAGACAGACUGACUGGAGCCGUGAGCUUGGCUCUGGGGAUGAGGGCUCCACUGAGACCAGGGAGGCUGGAGCAGGGCAGAUGGUCUGGGCCAGCGAGGUCGGGAUCGUACAUGAGAAACAAACCUAUACCACAGCCAUGGCUGGCUUGGAGCUGCAUGGAGACAGCAGUGGCUCCGACAGCCCCCGGCUCUCCAGCCCGAGCUCCCUGCUGGAAGAGAUGUUGGCCAAGGCAGCAGCCCAGCGCAAGAGCACUGGAGAGGAGAGGGGGCCACCUCCUGCACCCAACGCCCACACCCCACCCUCGCCGCAGGAGGAGGAUGGUGGGUCCCGGCCCGAGGGGGAUGGUGCGCCCAGCCCAUCGGAUGCCAUGGAUGGGGGCUGGCUGCCGAAAGAAGCGAGGAGGCUGAGCCAGCCAGGGCGCCACGUGAGCGAGCCCUCCCCACCAGGCGAGGACUUCGCCUUCCUGGAGGACAUGGAAGUUCUUGACAGCGCCAUCUACCGGAGCAGAGCCAACCUGGGCCGCAAGCGAGGUCAUCGGGCGCCGGCCACGCGGCCCGCAGGCAGCCUGGGGCUGUCUGAGGUGGAGGCGGCCGACUGGAUGUUCCGGGACUCCACAGAGCCCAGAACAGUGCACUGGGCGUCCUCCGAUGAGGAGGUGGCGGAGGAGCCUCAGAGCAGGCGGGCACGGCCCUCGCCGGCGGCCAAAGGGAUGAAGGUGCCACUCUUCCCGGGGCUGAACCCCUCAGCUCUCAAGGCUAAGCUGCGGGGCCGGAACCGCUCUGCAGAAGAGGGGACCCAGCUGGGGGAGGCCAAGCCAACCACGUCCAAAGAGCCCCACGUCCAGCGCUCCAAGUCCUGCAAGAUCCCUGCCGUGGGGGGGAAACCCCUGGUGCUGCCCCCUAAGCCAGAGAAAUCCUCAGGGUCAGAUGCUGCCUCGCCCCACUGGCUGCAAGUGCUGAAGCUGAAAAAGAAGAAAUCCUGAUGGCCCCGUUCAGGCAUUUCUCUCCUGCUGCUGGGGCUGGGACAGCUGACUCUCCAAAGAGGCUCGUCGGGAUGGAAGGGACGGCGCAGUGAUUGGAGACCCCCCCUGCCUGCCCACCCACUAUGCACAGGGCAGUUUGGUGGUGGGACUGGGGUCAGGGGAGGCACAUCUAUGCACUUUGUAUCACGCUCGCUCCCCGAGCUGCAGGGUCCCUCUGUCCCUGCCCCCACGAGCUGGCUGCUUCCUUCGCUCUCUCCUUUAUACCAUGUACCUAGUCUAAAGCCUCUAUUAUUUUGUAAUCGGUGACAGGGCCUGGCCCUGACCCUUCCCCCUUCCCUACUGAGCUGGGGGCGGGGGGAGCCCUGGGGCCAGGGCGUUCGCUCGCUCUCUGCUGCUAUCCUACACUUUCCCGGCCAAGAGCAAUGGAUUAUUUUUUCUAUGCCACUUGAUGAGACAAUAAACAAUUUCAGGUAAUGGUGGGGG
Gopherus flavomarginatus (Mexican gopher tortoise) is the source of this 6150-nucleotide messenger RNA. It is a transcript of the gene CNOT12, whose product is annotated as tankyrase 1 binding protein 1. The record is from RefSeq and is a predicted model, not a curated record. Lineage: Eukaryota; Metazoa; Chordata; Testudines; Testudinidae. The transcript has 11 exons. The coding region runs from base 49 to 5667 and encodes 1872 amino acids. Gene Ontology annotation, biological process: double-strand break repair; cellular response to ionizing radiation. Gene Ontology annotation, cellular component: heterochromatin; nucleus.